UGCUCCGUUGUUUAUAAUCUGUGACAGGUGCGAGGGACCUCGGAACCAAAUCAAUUAGUAGAUGGACAAAAAAGUGACUUUUUAGACGACUGAUACAAUGGAUAGACCGAUAAGAUAUCAAGUUUUGACGAGUGAGGAUGACGAUGUACCCGCUCAGCCUCUAGCUGUGGCUAUGGUGCUGCCCCCUGUUGAGCAACAGCCAGCACCACCUAGUGAGGAACCAGAACAUAUGUAUGGCACCAAGCUGCCGAGUUAUGAUGAGGCUACAACUCUACCUACAUACGAGGAGGCAGAAAGGUCAAAGGCUGCAGAGGCGGAGCAACAACAGGAUGUGGAGGGUCAGAACCAAGAGGAUAUGGAACACAGCAGACAUAUGCUUAGAGUAACUUCCCUUGGAACAGAUGGCAUGUUUCUUUGCGCCUUCGUUGUUGCAUUCUUUUUUAACUGGAUCGGGUUCCUUUUCUCCAUUUGUGUGUUCACCACGAUCGCUGGAAGAUGUGGUGCCCUGUCUGGGCUCGGUCUUUCCAUCGUCAAGUGGGUCGCCAUCGUCAAGCAAAACGACUGGGCUUCUGGCUAUGCUGACAGCGACUCCUGGGUGUGGUGGCUUCUAAUACUUUGUGGUUUCAUGAUCUUCUUGAGAGGUGCAAUACAUUACGCCAAGAUAAAGUACGAGUGGAAUCGUCUAGCUCAUAACAUUCGCUCCCAGUAUUUCUUCACACUGUGAGUUGAGAUGUCUUGCUGGACACAUCAGUACUGGGAACUACAAACAGAGGUGGUGAAUGACAUUGGUUCAUUAUUGGAACUCUUGGUGAAGCGUCAUCACCUGAUUGAUUUAUUUUAAUCGUGAAUGUAAAAUAAAUUUCAUAUUCAUUGUACCAGUUUAGGAAACCCUCAAGAAUGUGAUUAGUGCAGGAUUCAUUGAUUUCAGUAGAGAUACUUGAGCAUUCUUAUAGAAAAAAAGUCUACGAAAGCAGAAUAUCUUUAGUCAUGUUUAGUAUAUAGAGAGCAUGCUGUCUGUACUGUUUCUGAUUGAGACAGGAUAUGAUCACCAAAACAUGAAUUUAAUCUGUAACAGUUUUGUAAUUAUCUGGAAAAAUGAAAUGUAUACAAAAGAAUUAUUCAACUCAAGUCUCGUUACUGACUGAUCUGUCUGUCAGAGAAAGAAUGGAAACUACUUGUGUGAGUUUGAAGAGAUAUACUAGUCAUCUUAAUCAAGAGGGAUACACAUGUCAUCGGAGUUAACAUGGAUAUACGACACAUCUGAUUUAAGAGGGAUAUAUAUACAAAACUUCAGAGUUAGGAGAGAUGUAUAACUCAUCGGAGUUAACCCUUUCAUCACUGUAGAUCAUAAUGGACUUAUCCAGAUCAAUGCAUGGAAGAGUUUACUAAAGUUACAUA
Messenger RNA from Mizuhopecten yessoensis (Yesso scallop), 1398 nucleotides. Its product is annotated as NEDD4 family-interacting protein 2-like. Lineage: Eukaryota; Metazoa; Mollusca; Bivalvia; Pectinida; Pectinidae. Bases 98 to 724 code for a protein of 208 amino acids. The record is from RefSeq and is a predicted model, not a curated record. Gene Ontology annotation, cellular component: Golgi apparatus; perinuclear region of cytoplasm; endoplasmic reticulum. The transcript has 7 exons. Gene Ontology annotation, molecular function: WW domain binding. Gene Ontology annotation, biological process: ubiquitin-dependent protein catabolic process; positive regulation of protein ubiquitination; vacuolar transport.